ACUAUGGGAGAAAGCAACAGAGCCUAAAAUGCUAGUGGGUCUCUCUCUCUCUCUCUCUCUCUCACUAGCUAGACCUCCCUUUCUUCUCUCUAAAAUGCUAGUGGGUUGUGCUUAAGCAUGGUUUGGUGGGUGAACAAUGUUAGCAGCUUAGCCAAUUUUCAAGGGUAAAACUGCGGAGAGAGAGAGAGAGAGAGAGAGAGAUGGAGAAAGAGAAAGAGAAAGAGGGUGGUAACCAGGAUCAAAACCCCCCAACAGCUCUCCUCUCUAACAAUUUGGAGUCUCCAAGAUCAAAACCCUUGAUUGGUAGUGACAGGCUGAAGAGAGAUGAGUGGAGUGAAGGAGCUGUGUCUAGUCUCCUUGAGGCUUAUGAGGCCAAAUGGGUACUCAGAAACAGAGCCAAGCUCAAAGGCCUUGACUGGGAAGAUGUAGCCAGACACGUCUCGUCUCGCGCCAGCUGCUCCAAGUCGCCCAAGACUCAGACGCAGUGUAAGAACAAGAUUGAGUCCAUGAAGAAGCGCUACCGCUCCGAGUCCGCCACCGCUGAUGGCUCUUCCUGGCCUCUUUAUCCACGCCUUGAUCUUUUGUUACGCGGCAGCGGAGCCCCACCUCCAGCCACAACUGUUGUAGCAGCUGCUGUAGUUGCUCCACCUGUGCCGCCGCAACAGCCACCGAUAGUGGCACCGUUGGCUCAUCAUAGCAACCAUGCACUGAUGCUAUUGGAGCCACCAGUGCCGGUGUCACCGCCGACUCAACCACCGCCGCCGCCGACGCAUUUAGGAACUGCCCAAAACUCGUACGGGUCUGAUGGUGUUGAUAGGGAUGCCAAGGAAGAAGGAGGGGGGAUGAAAUUAUCAGACCAUGCAUCAGACAAGAACCCAUUGGAGAUAGAUAGUAGCACACCAGCCCUUUAUAGUGAUAAGGAAAAGUUAAGGUCCAAGAGAAUGAAGAGGAAAAUUGAGAAGAAGACGCGAAGAAGAAGGGAGGAAAUAGAGAUAGCCGAGAGCAUAAGAUGGUUAGCUGAGGUUGUGGUAAGAUCAGAGCAAUCAAGAAUGGACACAAUGAGAGAGAUAGAGAGGAUGAGAGUUGAAGCAGAGGCAAAGAGAGGAGAGAUGGAUCUGAAGCGCACAGAAAUUAUUGCCAAUACCCAGUUGGAGAUUGCAAGGAUCUUUGCUGCUGGUGUUGGCAAAGGUGUUGAUUCUUCAUUAAGAAUUGGAAGAAGCUGAGGAAACAUAGUCAAGCUUCUGAGUAAGUUAUAUCCAUCCAUAUAUGUAUAGAUUUAAAUGUAGUAUAUAUGUAACACUGAUUAGAAGAAACGAGAACUUUUGGAAGCUGAAGGUGAGGGAGAGUGGACUAAUUAAACAUGUAAGAUAUGUGCCAACUUCGUAGUUAUUGUAGCUACAAUAAGUAACAACAUGUCGACCUCAUUCUGAUGUAUUAUGAGCAGGCAAUCAGUGUUUG
Argentina anserina (silverweed cinquefoil) is the source of this 1458-nucleotide messenger RNA. Its product is annotated as trihelix transcription factor ENAP2. Gene Ontology annotation, cellular component: nucleus. The coding region runs from base 201 to 1223 and encodes 340 amino acids. Gene Ontology annotation, molecular function: transcription cis-regulatory region binding. The transcript has 2 exons. Lineage: Eukaryota; Viridiplantae; Streptophyta; Magnoliopsida; Rosales; Rosaceae. The record is from RefSeq and is a predicted model, not a curated record.